AUGAAGCUGAUUAUACAAGAGCAGAACUCCGUGCCCGGGAUCGCAAAUUUGGUUCUUUCCUUAUUCGCUGACAAAAUCUGUGUGGCCUUCGAUUCGAGCGUGGAAUGUUUCUGGGCCUGGCAGAGGGAUAAGUGCGUUGUCUGUGGGAAUCCGGUGAGGCUGUCAUUGGUGAAUGGAACCUCCAAGGCGGCGGCUAGGCGGCAUUUCUUUCCUGCCGUGGAGGUGGAGAAGGUGGUGGUGAUUCUUGGAGGGUCCCUAGGCGCCAAUGCCAUCAACAUUGCUUUGUUCAAUGUGUAUUUGCAGAUGUUGUCUGAGAAUGAUGGACUGUCCAUUAUAUGGCAGACGGGCACGGACGCCUUCCCGGAGAUGGAGAGCCUUGUCACCACUUAUCCUAGCCUACUUCUUUCGCCGUCAGUUUGGAAGGUGAAUGAUGUUGUGGCAGCUUGUGAGAUUGUCAAUUGCAGCGGCGUAGAGGUGCAAUGUCAGGUAAAAGCACUAACAUUCCCUUAG
This is a messenger RNA of Salvia miltiorrhiza (redroot sage), 510 nucleotides long. RefSeq lists its product as uncharacterized. The record is from RefSeq and is a predicted model, not a curated record. Bases 1 to 510 code for a protein of 169 amino acids. NCBI's taxonomy places the organism in Eukaryota, Viridiplantae, Streptophyta, Magnoliopsida, Lamiales, Lamiaceae. Gene Ontology annotation, molecular function: glycosyltransferase activity. The transcript is spliced from 4 exons.